Molecule: messenger RNA, 649 nt
Organism: Babjeviella inositovora NRRL Y-12698
Lineage: Eukaryota; Fungi; Ascomycota; Pichiomycetes; Serinales
Exons: 1
Coding region: 35-526 (163 amino acids)
Source: RefSeq, a predicted model, not a curated record
UAGCUAAUACCAUACGACUACACAACUUUUCACCAUGUCUACCGGCUUCCGUCCUCGCAGACCUGCUCCGUCUGCGGUCACUGCGCCAACUACCGUCCACAUCACCAACUCCGUUCCCCUCAAAAAGGAAGACGUCCAGAGAGCGUUAGACUCCUUCCUCGAAGACACGGAAAUCAACUCAUUAGACAUGGGCGCCAGUCUCAGUACAGCUAAUGCCGAUCCAGCCGGUUCCGGCGCUGCUGCAUACUUGAGCCAGUUGAAGAGAGUGCAGAGGGAGUUAAGAGGGUUGCCUCCAAUGUUGCCAGAAAUGGCCCCAGCCUCCGAACACACAAUGAACAAGAAGAUCAGAUUCGACAACAACGAAGAUGUUGAAGAUGAUGGCGAGAUGCAUGACGCUGAUGUUGCUGAAGCCACACCAGCCGGUGUUCCGCUCUACGCCAACGGGACUAUCAACAAGGAAGAACGUAAGAGAUUGAAGAAGGAGCGCAGAAAGGAGGAAAAAAAGAAAAAGGAAAGCGAGGAAUAAACACAACAAAGCCCUCCUUUCCUGGCUCUCGCACACCCAUCGCAUUGACCAUUCAUCCAGAUUACCUGUUUAGCCACAACCAUGGCUUGUAUAAUAUUUAACGCAUCUCAUCAUGUAUUUUAG